Molecule: messenger RNA, 852 nt
Organism: Adineta ricciae
Lineage: Eukaryota; Metazoa; Rotifera; Eurotatoria; Adinetida; Adinetidae
Source: the annotation of a GenBank genome assembly
AUGACGAGUAAUCCAACAGGCAAUGCCUCGAUCGAGUCGCAAUUAGAUUGUGCACUCGAUUUAAUGAGACGCUUACCACCGCAACAAGUGGAAAAGAAUCUUUCGGAUCUCAUCGAUCUCGUACCCGAUUUAACUGAAGAACUUCUAGCUGCUGUUGACCAGCCACUCAAAGUUGUUCGUGAUCGAACUGUAGGCAAAGAUUAUUUAUUAUGUGAUUACAAUCGAGAUGGCGAUUCAUACCGAUCUCCUUGGACGAACACGUACACACCACCAUUCGACGGUAACCUUCCAUCAGACCGUCUUCGUCAACUUGAAAUCGAAGCCAAUCAAGCAUUCGAACAAUACCGGGAAAUGUACUACGAAGGCGGAGUGUCCUCGGUUUACUUCUGGGAUCUUGAAAAUGGGUUCGCUGGUGUUAUCCUAAUCAAAAAAGUUGGUGAUGGUAGCAAAAAAAUCAAAGGUUGUUGGGACUCGAUACACGUCGUCGAAGUUCAGGAGAAACAAAGUGGUCGAUCGGCACACUAUAAACUGACUUCGACCGUCAUGCUUUGGUUACAAACCCAUAAGACAAUGUCUGGCAUGAUGAAUCUAGGUGGAAGUUUAACCCGACAAUUAGAAGCUGAUCACCAAAUAACAGAUUUCACUCAGCAUAUCAUUAACAUCGGUCGAAUGGUUGAAGAUAUGGAAAAUAAGAUUCGACAGACGCUGAAUUCGAUCUACUUCGGCAAAACGAAAGAUAUCUUGAAUAGUUUACGUAAUUCAGAGAACUUUCAAGGUCGUGUCCGUUUACAACAAGCGAAUUUUACGGGUGAAUUGCAAUCUGCACUGAAUCGUACGCGACCAGUGGAAUAG